Messenger RNA from Ananas comosus (pineapple), 4779 nucleotides. RefSeq names its product ABC transporter G family member 31. Gene Ontology annotation, cellular component: membrane. The transcript is spliced from 24 exons. Bases 178 to 4455 code for a protein of 1425 amino acids. Gene Ontology annotation, molecular function: ATP hydrolysis activity; ATP binding; ABC-type transporter activity. Lineage: Eukaryota; Viridiplantae; Streptophyta; Magnoliopsida; Poales; Bromeliaceae. The record is from RefSeq and is a predicted model, not a curated record.
GAGAGAGAGAGAGAGAGAGAGAGAAGAGAGGCAAUAAAUGCUCGCUCCGAGUCGGUGGAUCCAACCCCAACCCUAUGCUCCUCCCUCUUUUAAGACCCCCUCCUCCUCUCUCCACCACCCCCACCCCCACCCCUUCGAGCGACGAGGGUUAGGGUUAGGGUUAGGGUUAGGGUUACUAUGUGGGCGCCUACGGAGCCGGCGUUCUCGAGGUCGAGCUCGUACCGCGAAUGCAGCGGCGUGGAGGAGGAGGAGGAGGAGGCGCUCCGGCGGGCGGCGAUCGAGCGCCUCCCCACCUUCGCCCGCGCCCGCCGCGGACUCCUCCGCCGCGGCGACGACUCCCCUGGCGCCUUCUCCGAGGUCGACGUCGCCGCGCUCAGCUCGGAGGACCGCACCGCACUUGUCGACCGCCUCCUCAGCGACACCGGUGAUGCCGGGCAGUUCUUCAGCCGGAUCCGGCGGAGAUUUGAUGCAGUGAACCUUGAAUUUCCCAAGAUUGAAGUAAGAUUUCAGGAUCUGAAAGUAGGUGCUUAUGUUCAUGUUGGGAGCAGAGCAUUGCCGACGAUCCCCAACUUCAUAUGUAACAUGACAGAGGCUUUUCUGAGAUACCUGAGAAUCUUCCCAGGCAGAAGAAUCAAACUGCCAAUAUUGGACAACAUCAGUGGGAUUAUCCAGCCCUCUAGACUGACGCUGCUUUUGGGUCCUCCAAGUUCUGGAAAGACAACCUUGCUUUUGGCUCUUGCAGGGCGGCUCAGUUCUGGUCUGCAGAUGUCAGGGAACAUUACCUAUAACGGGCACAGUCUGAAGGAAUUUGUUCCUCAGAGAACAUCUGCCUAUGUCAGUCAGCAGGACUGGCAUGCUUCAGAGAUGACAGUCAGAGAAACUCUAGAAUUUGCGGGACGUUCUCAGGGUGUUGGAAUAAAAUAUGAUAUGCUUACGGAGCUACUGAGAAGAGAAAAGAAUGCAGGGAUAAAACCUGAUGAGGAUCUCGAUAUAUUUAUGAAGGCAUUGGCUUUAGAAGGCAAGCAGACAAAUCUUGUAGCAGAGUAUAUAAUGAAGAUUUUAGGGCUGGAUAUCUGUGCUGACACCCGUGUUGGAGAUGAGAUGAUCAAAGGGAUCUCAGGAGGACAGAAAAAGCGCCUUACCACAGGUGAAUUACUAGUUGGACCCGCUAGAGUGUUAUUUAUGGAUGAGAUCUCAACUGGUCUUGACAGUUCAACUACUUAUCACAUAAUAAAGUAUCUAAAACAUUCUACACAAGCACUUGAUGGGACCACAAUUAUAUCUUUGCUGCAACCAGCUCCUGAAACUUAUGAACUAUUUGAUGAUGUAAUUCUCAUAUCCGAAGGCCAGAUUGUUUAUCAGGGACCUCGUGAUGCUGCAGUUGAUUAUUUUGCUGGCAUGGGAUUCAGGUGCCCAGAACGUAAAAAUGUGGCUGAUUUUUUGCAAGAAGUUACAUCUAAGAAGGACCAGCAACAGUAUUGGUAUCUAUAUGACUAUCCAUACCAGUUUAUACCUGUAUCUAAAUUCGCUGAUGCUUUCAAAGCAUUCCAUGUCGGUAAAAAAUUGUCAGAAGAAUUGGCCGUUCCAUAUAACAAAGAAAAUAACCAUCCUGCUGCGCUUUCAACUUCUAGCUAUGGUGUAAAGAGAUUUGAGCUUCUGAAGGCCAACUUCAACUGGCAGCUUUUGUUGAUGAAACGGAAUUCAUUUGUCUAUGUCUUUAAAUUUAUUCAGCUUCUGCUUGUUGCUGUUAUCACGAUGACAGUGUUCUAUCGAUCAACAAUGCACCGUGAGACAGUGGAUGAUGGGAUUGUCUAUCUUGCGGCACUAUAUUUUGCAAUAAUAAUGAUCCUAUUUAAUGGCUUCACUGAAGUUUCAUUGUUAAUUACGAAGCUUCCUGUGCUUUACAAACACAGGGACUUGCACUUCUAUCCACCCUGGACCUACACACUUCCUUCUUGGCUUCUAAGUGUUCCAACUUCAGUAAUAGAAUCAGCGAUGUGGGUGAUUGUUACUUAUUAUGUUAUUGGCUAUGAUCCACAAAUUAAGAGAUUCCUUGCCCAAUUCCUGCUGCUUUUCUUUUUGCACCAAAUGUCUUUGGCUCUUUUCCGGGUGAUAGCAUCUUUGGGUCGAAAUAUGAUAGUUGCUAACACCUUUGGAUCAUUUGCAAUGUUGGUUGUCAUGAUUCUUGGAGGGUUUAUCAUUUCCAGAGAUAGUAUACCAGUCUGGUGGAUCUGGGGAUAUUGGAUCUCUCCACUAAUGUAUGCCCAAAAUGCUAUUUCAAUAAAUGAAUUCCUAGGGCAUUCUUGGGACAAGAAAGUUGGAAAGAAUGGCAUUCCAUUAGGUGAAGUAGUACUGAAGGGCUACGGAUUAUUUUCAGAAAGUUAUUGGUACUGGAUUGGCGUAGGUGCCUUAUUUGCUUACACAGUCAUACUCAAUAUCCUAUUCACCUUGUUCCUGACUUAUCUUAACCCACUUGGAAGGCAACAAGCUGUUGUUUCAAAAGAUGAAAUUCGACAGAGAGAUCAAAAGAGAAAAAGGGAGAGAAUUGCUGUCGAGCUAAGAUCCUAUUUGCGCUCAGACUCACUUACAGGAACAAAUUUGAAGGAGAAGAAGGGCAUGGUUUUACCUUUUCAACCUCUUUCCAUGUGCUUUCAGGACAUUAAUUACUAUGUGGAUGUGCCUGUGGAACUGAAAAAGCAAGGGAUAGUGGAGGAUCAACUACAACUACUAGUGAAUGUAACUGGGGCAUUUAGGCCUGGAGUACUCACUGCACUCGUUGGGGUUAGUGGUGCUGGUAAAACUACCCUUAUGGAUGUUUUAGCUGGUCGAAAGACUGGAGGACUCAUAGAAGGAAGCAUCACAAUCUCUGGCUAUCCCAAAAACCAAGAAACUUUUGCUAGGAUUUCUGGUUAUUGCGAGCAAAAUGAUGUGCAUUCUCCAUGUGUGACAGUUAUUGAAGCACUACUUUUCUCUGCCUGGCUUAGGUUGCCUUCUCAUGUUGACUUAGAGACUCGAAGGGUUUUUGUAGAGGAGGUGAUGGAACUUGUUGAGCUCAAUAGAUUAAGUGGUGCCCUUGUUGGCUUACCAGGGGUGAAUGGUUUGUCCACAGAACAACGGAAAAGGUUGACCAUAGCUGUAGAGCUAGUAGCAAAUCCUUCCAUUGUGUUCAUGGACGAACCUACAUCAGGAUUGGAUGCCAGAGCUGCGGCCAUCGUGAUGAGAACUGUGAGAAAUAUAGUUAAUACCGGGCGGACCAUUGUCUGCACGAUUCAUCAACCAAGCAUAGACAUUUUUGAAUCUUUCGAUGAGCUCUUAUUUAUGAAGCGCGGUGGAGAACUCAUAUAUGCUGGUCCUUUAGGACCAAAGUCUCGCAAGCUAAUUGAUUUCUUUGAGGCAAUUCCUGGAGUGCCCAAGAUUAAGGAUGGGUAUAACCCUGCUGCAUGGAUGCUCGAGGUGACUAAUCCUAUGAUGGAAAAUAGUCUUGGUGUGGAUUUUGCAGAUUACUAUCGACAAUCCAAAUUAUUCCGCCAAAACAGAGAAAUGGUUGAAAAUUUAAGCAAACCAAACAGUGAUUCGAAAGAGCUUAGUUUUCCAACCAAGUAUGCACAGCCGUUCUUUUCCCAGUAUCUUGCUUGCCUGUGGAAGCAGAACUUGUCAUAUUGGAGGAAUCCUCAAUAUACAGCAGUUCGUUUCUUUUAUACGGUUGUCAUUUCCGUGAUGUUUGGUACAAUCUGCUGGCAAUUCGGUUCAAAAAGGGCGACCCAACAAGAUAUCUUCAAUGCCAUGGGAUCAAUGUAUGCUGCUGUCUUGUUCGUCGGAAUUACAAAUGCUACUGCCGUUCAGCCUGUGGUUUCCAUUGAAAGAUUCGUCUCUUAUAGAGAGAGGGUGGCCGGGAUGUAUUCAGCUUUUCCGUUUGCAUUAGCUCAGGUUUGUGUUGAGUUCCCAUAUGUACUGGUACAAACCCUAUUCUAUGGCACCAUAUUCUACAGUUUGGGCUCAUUUGAGUGGACGAUGACCAAGUUCUUGUGGUACAUCUUCUUUAUGUAUUUCACAUUGCUGUACUUCACCUUUUUUGGCAUGAUGACGAUAGCAAUUACUCCAAACCAGAGUGUUGCACCGAUAAUUGCUGCCCCAUUCUACACACUCUGGAAUCUCUUUAGUGGAUUUUUGAUCACACGGAAGAGGAUACCUGUUUGGUGGAGAUGGUAUUACUGGGCCGAUCCAAUAUCAUGGACUCUGUAUGGGCUUCUCACCUCCCAAUUUGGCGACAUUGAGAAGCCCAUGAAGCUUUCGGACGGUAAUCAUUCGGCAAACAUAAGUACUUUCCUGAGGGUUCACUUUGGAUAUCGGCAUGAAUUCUUAGGCUUUGUUGCAAUUAUGGUGGUUGGUUUCUCUGUAAUUUUUGCUAUGGUGUUCGCCCUUGGAAUCAAGUUCCUCAACUUCCAAAGAAGAUGAGAGAAAGAGAGAAAGGAGAAGAGUUCGAAUAUAAUUUGGACCUUCAUGGCUAAUAAUCCUCCAUUAGUAAUUGAAUAUUGGACAAAAAGUACGAAGGAAAUGUAUAGCAGCCAUAUUAUUCGUACAACGAAAAUAUUCCGUUUAUACGUAACAAUUGUAGUUGUAAUUUUCUUCUCCUGGUUUUUUAAGGAUCCUGAUGAAUGAAUUAAACUAGUCCUUAAACUUCAAGUUGGUAGGAGUACUGCAGGCUAGUUGCUCCUCUAAUGUCACUUUUUAUAGUUACUGGGUUUUGUUCAGUGAAAAGUUUACAGUAUAUAUGGUUCA